GCAGCCUUUCAGUCGCUCAGCCGCUAUUGCGACACCGGUCACGUGUUAUUAAGGGGCUGUGGUUACGUACCCGGAAGUGGGCGGUUCCUUCCUCGGGAGUCUUGUCUCGUCACCCCUCGACUGUCCUCGCUGCGUCGCUUCGGCCCGCCCGCCCGCUCAGGCGCUUGUGCCGGAGCUCGCGCUCGCGCUGUUCGCCUAUAGCAGGCAAACAUGGCGGCCGCCGCUGCCGCGUCAGAUCGAAGGGAAGCGCGUCUGUUCCGCAGCGGCGAGCAGGCGGAGAUCAUCAAACCGUCCGUGACGGAGCUGAGCAGGGAGGUGCGAACCAACAUCCUGUGUACGGUGGAGGGCUGCGGCAAGAUCCUGCCCAACGGGCCGGCGCUGAACAUGCACCUGGUCAAGUCUCACCGGGUCAAGGACGGCCUGAUCAAUCCCACAGUGAGAAAGGAUAUAAAAGGGUCAAGGAAACUUUACUGUUGUCCUAUCGAAGGCUGUCCAAGAGGACCGAACCGACCAUUCUCCCAGUUCUCCCUGGUUAAACAGCAUUUCAUGAAAAUGCACGCAGAGAGAAAACACAGGUGUGUUAAGUGUAGUAACUGCUACAGCACGGAGUGGGACCUGAAAAGGCAUGCCGAGGAUUGUGGGAAGACGUACCGCUGCACCUGCGGAUGCCCCUACGCCAGUCGGGCAGCCCUUCUGUCUCACGUCUACCGUACGGGCCAUGAGGUUCCACUGGAGCACAGAGAUCCUCCUGUUAAGAAGAGAAAGAUGGAAGGAUCGCUUCGCGCUGCUACGAAAGUCCAACACAACGAGCAGACAUGUCAGACCGUGAUAAUGGAGAAGGAGGUUGUCGUGUCAGUUCCUUCAGCCAACGGGGUUUGCCGUUCAGAUUCGGCAACUCAGAAAGUCAGCCCCACGAAAGGUGCUCCGAAGUUGCUGCUGCCAAAGCCCAAGGUCGCCUUGCUGAAUGUUCCGGUGAUGCAGUUUACGCACCUGCCGGUUCUUCUGUCCUCGACAGACAACAUCCCAGUGAGAUCGGUGGUUUUGUCUUUGAACAAUCAGAGUGCUUUUAUGAGCACCGUUCACCUGCUGCCUCACUCAACAGGAGGUGUGCUUUCCACACUGAACGCAAAGCCUUGCGGGUCCAGGGAGGCCACAGCUUCGCCCAGGAUAGGCCUGGAUCCUGUCAGCAUGGGCGUCCAGGUCAAUUUGGAAAGUAUGGCUUCCAGCCAAAGUACAACAGGUGAUCCUUCACAAAGGGGCAAGAGCACCUCGACCGAUAUUCAGACGGACAUCUCUUUCCUUUCAAAGAGCACUUGGCCAGGUACCGCCGGUGUUCUCGGGGAGUCCUCCGUUUCGUCCUGCUCCCAGACGGAUAUCAGCGUCAGUGCUCAGGUUCAGCUGCCGGUCAGCGUCGAGACUCAGACGUUUCCCUCGCAGUACAAAGUGACUUCUUCCACGGGUGCCCAGACGGAAGCUCUAGGUCAGAUGUGCUUGAAUCCUGGCAAUGUUACCCGGGAAACGCAGACUAGCACUGUUCUAAAUGUUCCUGGGGACAGAGGCCAGAUGGACCAAGCUAUAAUGUGCACUGAUGUUUUCGACAGCGACACCCUCAGCGUUUCAACGCAAACCACCUUCAAGGAGAGAGCCUUCGGUGCGGAUGCUGCUGAGGAGCCUGAGAACGACGGUGCUUCCGGUCUCUAUGAUGAUAAGUCGGCGGGGGUCAUGUGCUUUGCUUCUCAGACCGAUCUGCUCCAGCAGAACACGGUGGCAGACAACCAGACUCAGACUAUGGCAUUAUUCAGUGAUUUGGAGAACAUCCUGUCCCACACAAUGACCGGCAGUGCUCUGGUCAGCCACGGUACGCUGUCAGACACGGUGGUCAGCUGCGAAGGGGGCCUCGCUUCUGUCCAGGAACCCAACAGUAGUAUUGACUUUGACUUUGAGGAGUUUCUCAACGCAGCGCACAUUCAGACUCAAACGGAGGAGAGCGAGUUUGGGACUUUGACUCCUGAGGCACCUUUGGAAUCCCUGGACAUUGAAACUCAGACCGACUUCUUGUUUCUUGACCGUCCGGCACCCAUCGACGGCAACCCUAAGGCUCAGUCCAACUAUCUCGGCUUGGAGAUGUUUGACACCCAGACGCAGACGGACCUCGACUUCCUCUUGGACACUAGUGUUCCCAUUCCCUUUGGGAGCUUCCUCAAACAGUCCAGUUUCUCCAUGAGUACCGAGUCGUCAGACACGGAGACGCAGACGGACGUCCAGGCCCCCUCGUUGACAGGUGUGCAUGACAGCCAAGUCCAGGUGAAGCUGAGCAGCGCGGAAACGCAGACCGUGAGCAGCUCCUUCGAAAGUCUGGGCCACUUGUUUCUGACCAGCAACGAGACUCAGACGGUGAUGGAUGACUUCCUAACGGCCGACCUCGCCUGGAACAUGGAGUCCCACUUCAGCUCCGUUGAGACGCAGACGUGCGACAAGCUCUGUUCCCUCUUUCAGCCUUCAGAGAAGCCCGAUAGCUGAACAUGGGCUGAUGGGGCGUCCGAGUCCUCCUCAAGGGCAGGCUUCUGGUGCCCAGUGAAGAUGUCCUCCAGGGAGGGACGUGUGGUGACAUCACAUAGACUCCUCUGGGGAAAAAGCUUUGCUUGGUGGGAAUGAACCACACUCUCAGCUGACAUUCCACGAUGGUCAUUUCACAUGUUACAUUUCAGGUUUUUUUUUUUUUUUUUUGACUCUC
Molecule: messenger RNA, 2734 nt
Organism: Scleropages formosus (Asian bonytongue)
Lineage: Eukaryota; Metazoa; Chordata; Actinopteri; Osteoglossiformes; Osteoglossidae
Gene: atmin
Product: ATM interactor
Exons: 4
Coding region: 211-2520 (769 amino acids)
Biological process (GO): positive regulation of transcription by RNA polymerase II
Cellular component (GO): nucleus
Molecular function (GO): transcription cis-regulatory region binding; DNA-binding transcription factor activity, RNA polymerase II-specific
Source: RefSeq, a predicted model, not a curated record